Molecule: messenger RNA, 3466 nt
Organism: Chara braunii
Lineage: Eukaryota; Viridiplantae; Streptophyta; Charophyceae; Charales; Characeae
Source: the annotation of a GenBank genome assembly
AUGACAAGACCCAGCGCUCCUUUGAUCAGACGGUCACCGACCUCCUUUUCUUCCUCACUCUCGAGCCGACUGAUCGUUCCCCGGCGUCUCGUCGCCACCGCUCCGCUGCACAUUUCGAUGUGAUGGAGACGGGGUACGACUUCAUUCUCGGCACCCCGUGGUCUCGUCGGUUCCGCAGCACCGAGGCCGAUUGGGCGACGAAUACUCUCGUUCUCAAAACGAAGUGUGGACAGACGUAUCGCGUACCUUUCAUAGGUACCACCGCGACACCACGCCCCGAUCCUCCUCCCCCGGAGCCUUCCGUGCCCACACCACCUCCCUCUAUCACUGUCACCUCGCCUCGGCAGUUCGCCCACUCCAUCCGGCCGGACGACGUCACCUUCUUUAUGGUGAACGUGACGGAUCUCUUACACUAUGAUCCACCCUAUCCCGACGUCGAGUUCAUCCCUCUGGAGCCAGAUCCUCCUUCUAUCUCCAUGGUUCCCAUCUCUACUUCCGUCCCUCCGUCGUCCGUCGAGUCCACCCCGCCGUCGCACGCGGACGCUGACGCUGAGGAACUCGCACGAUAUACGGCUGACCUGGAGCCCGCAGUUCGUGACCUCAUCCGAGAGUAUCACGACGUUUUCCCAUCGUCGUUCUCAUACGCCGGCAUCCCACCGAUGCGUGACGUCGAGCACUCUAUUCAGCUUGUGCCUGACUAUCGUGUUCACCACCAGGCACCCUACAGACUCUCGAUCCCCGAGGCCACCGAACUCAAGCGUCAGCUUGAGGAGCUCCUGAGACUGGGUUUCAUUAAACCCAGCAACUCCCCGUGGGGUGCACCCGUCCUCUUUGCUCGCAAAGCGGAUGAAACUCUCCGUCUCUGCAUCGACUAUCGCGGUCUCAACCGCUACACGGUUAAGAACAGCUACCCCAUGCCUCGUUCCGAUGAGCUGUUCGACCGCCUAGCAGGCAACCGCUUUUUUACGAAGAUUGAUCUUCGUAGCGGUUACCAUCAGAUCCGCGUAGCUGCAGCCGAACAGCCGAAGACCAUGUUCCGAUCGCGAUUCGACCACUACGAGUUCACGGUGAUGCCAUUCGGCCUCACCAAUGCACCCGCUACCUUUGAGAGGGCGAUGAACGACAUCUUCAGGGACAUCCUGGAGCAGUACGUUCUCGUCUACCUCGACGAUAUCCUGGUCUACAGCCGUACCCUUGAGGAGCACCUCAGACACCUCAGCGACGUCCUUGACCGCUUGCGCAGACAUGGCUUCUACGCCAAGCUGAGCAAGUGCCGCUUUGCCCAACACAAAGUGGAUUUCUUAGGACACUACGUGUCUGACCAGGGUGAUUGUCCGAUAGCCUUCUACUUCUGUCAGCUCCUGCCCGCCGAGAUAAACUACACUGCUGAUGAACGUGAGGUUCUCGCAGUAGUUUAUGCCGCUCGGCACUGGCGUCACUACCUGCACGGGGCACCGUUCAUGGUGCGUACGGACAACUCUGUUGUCCAGGCUUUUCUGACAAAACCGAAGCUCACUCCUCGACAGGCUCGGUGGUGGCGCGACCUAUCCGAGUUUAGUUUCACCACUGAGCACAUCAAGGGUGAGACUAAUCGGGUCGCAGAUGCCCUAUCCCGGCGCCCUGACCACGACCAGGAGCAGAUCCAACUCUCUUCCAUCUCGGUCACCACUCUCCACCACUCGGUGAUCGACGAGUUUCGCACUCAGUACCGUCACUGCCCCGACUAUCGCGACAUCCACGCGACCCUUCGGAGUGGCAAGACCGUCCCGAACUACUCUCUCGGGGACAACGGUCUCGUGUACUGGCACGGUUCACAGGGCACCAGAGAGCCCCAUAUUUGCGUUCCCUCCACUGGACAGCUACGUGUCCGCGCAGUAGCAGAGUUCCAUGACCAGGCAGCCGCCGGUCAUAUGGGCUUCCACAAGACGUUGGCUCGUGUGAGCCGCCUGUACGUCUGGCCGAAGCGCAAGGACUUUGUGAAGGACUAUGUCGCAGAGUGUCCCACCUGUCAGGAGGUGAACAGUGCGAACCACUUGCCUUAUGGCUUGCUUCAGCCUCGUCCUAUCCCUGAGGGUCGUUGGCAGUCCAUCUCGAUGGACUUUAUCGGUCCCCUUCGUCCUCCGACCCCUCGCGGUCAUGAUGCUAUCCUGGUCGUCGUCGACCGCUUCCCGAAGCGUGCACGCUUUGUUCCGUGCCGCUAUGCCAUCAGUGCACGUGAGGUCACCGACAUCGUGUUUGACCAAGUCGUGCGUAACCACGGCUUACCUCUGAGCAUCAUAUCUGACCGUGACCCGCGCUUUACCAGACGAUUCUGGCGACGGCUCCACGAGGUGUACGGCACUCAGCUCCGCUUCUCCUCGUCUUUCCAUCCUCAGACUGAUGGUCAGACCGAGAUCACAAACAAGACUCUCGGAGAUAUUCUCCGAAAGAUUGUUCGUGACGACCAGCAGUGGGAUCUCCAUCUUGCCCACGCGGAGAUAGCCUACAACCACGCCGUCUCGCCAACCACGGGGAUGUCGCCUUACUAUUGCGACCUCGGCUAUCACCCUCGUGUUCCCGCGGACUUCCUUCGACCGUCCCAGCUGCACCCCGACACGAGUUGUCCCGCGCUGGAUGAUUGGGUUGCACACAUGACGUCGAUCAUGAAGACCGCACAUGAGCACAUAGCCGCUUCCCAGACUCGCAUAGCAGCAUGUGCGAACCGAUCGAGAAUGGAUCAUCCAUUCAAAGUCGGCGAUGAUGUGCUUAUCGACGCCCGCCACUUAGAGCUCGAAGCGGACAUGCUUUGCAAGAGCAAAUUCAACGAGUGGCAAGUGACCACCGAUGCCUCUUUCGCAUUCCCCACACUUGAUGACAACCGGGCCCUGGCAAGGAACAUAAAGGAGAUCAUCUCCACAGAGUUCCCACUGGGGGUAUACGGGUUUCCUCCACGAGAACUAACAAGUGGAGAAAAGACCUCAGAUCCGCCGAUCCUCACCCCGUUCGACCCCAUCUUGGUCAAGCUCGAUGAAAAGGCAAAACUCAACGAAGGCCUCACUUGGAAGGCAUGGAACACGAUCACAACACUCCCGUAUAAUGUGUUGAACCGGAGAUCUAGUACAACUGAUGUCAUUGCGGAUUCCCUAACAGAUAUCAUCAGGACCCUCCUCUUGAUCUCAAAAAGCUCACUGCAAGAUGAGGCUACUCCCAUAGAGGUAGACAUAGGGGAGGAAGAAGACAAUAUGGAGGAGGAAGAUAAGGAGGUGUUGGGAUUGGGCGACAAGAUCUUCCUAGCGGGAGACACCGAAGAGCCGCACACCACAAAGGAGAGUAGCACAGGAGAGUACGGUAUUGGUUCCUCUCAAGCGAGGGACGAGAGCAGGGAAUCAGACACUGAGAGCCGCAGGACUGAGGCAACAGUGGACUGAAAAACGAACCCCAAACACUAAUUAAAUCCUCUCCACACAAGUAAAACGCACAACAACAU